ACACGUGAUGCCUCAACGCGGAAGAACAUGUAAAGCGGACGGUUUCUAUCAUAUUAGAAACUUCUUGCUAAUAGUUCCCAGUGUAAAUAAGCUGAUUAGUUGGGGGAGAUGGCCGGAGAAACAGAAAAGGAGAUACCUGCUACCUGUCGCCAAGGCAACCACGCCGUGUGGUCACGCCUCUUUCUCUCUCUCUCUUUUUGUUUUAGAAUCCGGAGCCGUCUUCACUUUUGGAAAGCGUGAAUACGCAGAUAAUGCCCCCAGUAAAUUCUGGUUAAAAAAUGAUGUCCCUUGGAGAAUUGCCUGUGGAGAUGAGCACACAGCCCUGGUGACAGAAAAUGGGAAGCUGUUUAUGUUUGGCAGCAAUACCUGGGGACAGCUGGGCCUCGGAACAAAAGCCACUGUGAAUAAACCCAGUUGUGUGAAAGCACUAAAGUCAGAGCGGGUGAAGCUUGCAGCCUGUGGAAGAACUCACACACUUGUUUAUACAUGUAAAUAGAUAGAGGCCCUGUAUGCCUCUGGAGGGAAUAAUGAAGGACAGCUCGGUCUUGGUGACUGUGACAACAGAACUUCCUUCCACCUGGUGGACUUCUUCAGCAAACAUGGACCAGUCAAAAUGCUCUCUGCUGGUUCCAACACAUCUGCUGCCGUGACGCAGGAUGGCAGGCUGUAUAUGUGGGGCGAUAACUCAGAGGGCCAGAUUGGAUUGGGGAAGGAGAGUAAUGCACUGACUCCUCGGGAGGUUUCUGUGGGGAAACGAGUGUCCUGGGUGUCCUGUGGAUAUUAUCAUUCUGCCUUUGUUACUAAGGAUGGGGCCUUGUUCACAUUUGGAGAAAAAGACAGUGGGAAGCUGGGCUUGUCAAAAGAGAAGCUGGCCAAUCAUAAAGUGCCUCAACAGCUGACAGGCAUCUCUGAUAAAGUGGUGCAGGUUUCCUGUGGAGGAGGUCACACAGUGGCUCUUACGGAGCACGAGGUGUAUUUGUUUGGCCUGGGUCAGUUUGGACAGCUCGGUCACGGCACUUUCAUAUUUGAGUCACGUUUACCCAGAGUGGUUGAGCAUUUCAGAAGGAGCAGAGUAAAACGUGUGGAGUGUGGAGAGAACCACACAGCGCUGAUUACUGACAGCAGACUUUUGUACACCUUUGGUGAUGGUCGACAUGGAAAGCUGGGGCUUGGAGAAGAGAACUUCACCAACCAGUUCAAACCAACCCUGUGUCCAAGAUUCCUGGACUAUCAAGUACAUUCUGUUACUUGUGGUGUGUGUCACAUGCUUGUGUUGGCAAAGCCCAGGCCCGAAGAGUCGGAGGAACUGAUCCUGGAGGAGGAUGAUGUCACAGAAGACUACUUUGAGAAGUCCUAUACUGAAUUACUGGGGGACACGCAAAGUCAGAUCACCCUUCAUAGGAGUCUCUCGGCUCGGGUCAGACGCAGAGAACGGGAGCGUUCACCGGAUCAGUUUGGACAGAUGUUUCAAACACUUCCAGCCCUGGGUGGAAAUCAGCUGAGUGCAUCUUUAUCGGUUUCCAGCCAGAUCCAUCAAUCUCACCGAAAACAACCGGGAAAGAUCCCUCACAACAGUCUCAAAAUUCCCAGAAAGAGAGAAAAGUCUCUCGAUGACCGAAGCAGUGUGGAGGAUAAUGAGAGUGUAAAAGACCUUGGAGAAACCACUGACUUAUUAAACCUGACUCAUGUAAUGAAGAUGGACCCUAGCGAUAAGACUCUAACAUUGGAGAAGAAGAAUGUUAAGCUUGUGAAAGAGCACGGUAAGGAGAAGGGGAAGCCAAGAGUUGAACCUGGCCUUUAUAGAAAGAGGGCAGAGCUUUUAGCUCGCAAAGCUCUUCCAACUGAGUUACUUAAAAGUUCAAGUAGUAGCUCAGUAGUCGGAGACAGUCUCGGGUCAGGGACUCCCCUUAAGAGACAUGGUCAGGAUAAGGAAAAUGUACUUCUAGCUUUGGAGGACAGAAGGCUUGCACAUCACCAAGUUGCAGGAAGUAACACAAGAAUGGGGACGGACAUAAACAGAGCUGGAUCCAAAUCCUUCCAGCCCAAACACAAACAGUUGAUGAAGUCAAGGGAUAGAGUCACAGGAAAAGACUGUGUGAAUAAAGUCCAGAUACUUGAGGAACAUUCAAAGGUAGAGGCUGAAAGUGAGAAGGUUGCUCACAAGUCAAAAGAAAGUACAAAAACAAACCAAGAAGGUAAAACAAAACCCAAAGGUCGUCCACUGGAAGUCAGUAGUCGGUCUCAAAAGGGUAUGGGGGUAGAAAAAGAAGUAAAAACGAAACCCAUAAUAGUUGUUGAACAAUAUCUUGAACAGACCACGCAUAAAGAGCCAACAGGUAAGAAGAUCUCAAAAGAGAUUUUACCAAAAGCUCAGAAGAUGAAAGGUGAAAUGAACACUGCUAAGACAGAAACCAAAGGUUUUGUCCAACAGAGCAAAAAGUUAGAUUCCAAAAAAGACUCCAAAAGUAAAAAGACAGUGCAAGAGCUCUCCACUAAUUCAAAACAGUCCCCUUGCCAAGAAGAAAUUUCUACAAAGAAAACUAAAAAAUCAAAAGCGGAACAAAGCCAAUUGCUAAUAAAGGACAAAAAGGUGUCUACCAUUAUCUCAGAAGCUGCCUUCAAAUCUGAAUCAGAGUCAGAGCAAAUGAAGGAAAAUCCUCUCACCAAGGUGACAUCUUUUCUCCAAGAUGUGGGACAGGGAGGUCCUGCUCGUUUACUUGGAGAUACAGCAGUCAGUCAGUUCCUUUCCCAGUCUACACCCCCAAAAAUGCCAAAACCUCUUUCAAAACAGAGAACUCUGUCUGACGUUUCAUCCCUGAGUGAGUCUUUUGAGGUUUCAGGACAAGAGGAGACAAGAGAGGCCAAGAAGACGGCUGUCACCAUCAGUGUUAAGGCAGAGCCAGAAACUUCAGAUGGGGACCUUGAAAGAACCAGCACUGAGAAGAAAAGCGAGGGAUUGGUAAACAGAAAGGAUGGGAGUGAGGAAGUGGAUGACCAAGAAGAAGAAAGCGAGGGAUUAGUAAACAGAAAGGAGGAGAUUGAGGAAGUGGAUUACCAAGGAGAAAAAAGCGAGGGAUUGGUAAACAAAAAGGAUUGGAGUGAGGAAGUGGAUGACCAAGAAGAAGAAAGCGAGGGAUUGGUAAACAGAAAGGAGGGUAGUGAGAAAGUGGAUGACCGAGAGGAGGAAAGUGAGAGAGAGACCCUAGCAAAAGAUGAUGAUUCUGAGGUUGAUGAUGAUACGACGAUCAAAGCUUCUAGUGAGGAUGAGGAAAGUGGGGAAGAGGAGGAGAAAAGUAAAAGUGAGGCUACUGAGGAUGUAGAGAGUGAAGCUGAAGAAGAGGAGAGUCAUAGAAUGGAAGAUGAGGAAGAGGAAACAAGUGAGAUAAGUAGAAACAGUGAAGAAGAGAGUGGAGAAGAUGAGGGUGAGCAAACAAGAGAAGGGAAAGAGGAGGAGGAGAGUGGAGAGGAAUCAGAGGGAAAGACAGAGAGCAGAAGUGACGAAUCAGAGGAAGAGUCAGAUGAAGAAGAAGAGGAUGAGGAGUCAGAGGAGAGAGAUAGUGAGAAUGAGGAAGAAAGUGAAGUGGAAGGUGACAGUGAGGCAGAGGAGGAUGAAGACGUUGAAAAGACUAGCGAAGAAGAGGAGGAAGAUUUAGAAAAGCAGGAGAGUGAGACUGAAGAUGAGGAAGAUGAAGUGGAGAGUGAAAAUGAAGCAGAGGAGGAGGAAAGAGAGGAAGAUAAAGAGAAAAAUGAGGAGAAUGAGGAAGGUAAAGAGGAGAGUGAAGGAGGUCAAGAGGAUGAGGAGGAUGAAAGUGAUGAAGAUGAAGCAAUGAGUGAGAAUGAUGAAGAAGAGGAAGAAGAAAAUGAAAAUGAAGAGGAAGAAAAACAGGAGAGUAACGAGGAAGAAGAAAGUAAUGAUGAGGAAGAACAUGAAGAGGAAGCGGCAGAGGAAGAGAAAGCAGAGGAGGAAGAGUCUGAAGAAAGAGAGGAGACCGAAGAAGCAGAGGACGAGGAGGGAGAAGAGGAGAACAAUCAAGAAGAAGAGCAAGAGAAAAGUGAUGAAGAGGAACAAGAAGAAGAGGAAAAGGAAAAGGCCAAAAGAAAACAUGGCAAAGCAGCUGAAUCCACCAAACGAAAGUCAAGUGUGGAAACAUCAAAACAGCCGUCAAAAGCUAAACGGAGCCGAGCGCAAGAUCAUCAAUCAGAUGACGAGUCCCAUGAGUCUAAGCAGCUUUGGGAUGAUGUUCUACCUCAAUACCUUAAUCUAAAAUAAUUCAGCAAACUCAACCCCAUCUUUAUUUAGUUAACGAGUUAAUGACCUUGCUGUUUCAUGUUUGCCUUUUGUGUCCUUUUUUGCUUUCGUCUUUUUUUAUUUUAUUUCACUAUUAUUCUUGCAAUUUGACCCA
Carassius carassius (crucian carp) is the source of this 4403-nucleotide messenger RNA. RefSeq names its product retinitis pigmentosa GTPase regulator b (gene rpgrb). The record is from RefSeq and is a predicted model, not a curated record. Lineage: Eukaryota; Metazoa; Chordata; Actinopteri; Cypriniformes; Cyprinidae.